Dama dama (fallow deer) is the source of this 1211-nucleotide messenger RNA. RefSeq names its product nudix hydrolase 7 (gene NUDT7). The record is from RefSeq and is a predicted model, not a curated record. Gene Ontology annotation, biological process: nucleoside diphosphate metabolic process; coenzyme A catabolic process. Bases 88 to 804 code for a protein of 238 amino acids. Gene Ontology annotation, molecular function: magnesium ion binding; coenzyme A diphosphatase activity; acetyl-CoA hydrolase activity. Lineage: Eukaryota; Metazoa; Chordata; Mammalia; Artiodactyla; Cervidae. The transcript is spliced from 4 exons.
CCCAGGCCCGGAGCUGCUUUGCGCAGGCUCGUCCGGCAGAGUUCGCUGGAAGGCGUUGCUGUCAGGAAGCAAACUUUCCCCGGGACGAUGUCGCGACUCGGCCCUCCCCAGGAACCAGUCGGAAACAGUUUGAUAGAUGACGCUAAGGCCCGCCUAAAAAAGCAUGACUUUGGGACCGAAUAUUCUCACUGUUCAUCUAACAGAUGUUCGAUCCUUCUACCAUUGUUGCCUAAAGAUGGGAAACUUUACCUGUUAUUCACCCUCCGGUCAGAGAAGCUGAGAAGGUCACCCGGAGAGGUCUGCUUUCCUGGAGGUAAGUGUGAACCUACGGACGCAGACGACGUGGCCACGGCUCUCCGGGAAGCCCAGGAGGAAGUAGGGCUACAUCCUGGUCAAGUGGAGGUGGUCUGCUGCCUGAUGCCACUGCCGUUUGAUAAGGAUAUGUGGAUAACGCCGGUUGUAGGAUUUAUAGACCCCAACUUUGAGGCCAGACCUAACCCGGAUGAAGUUAAGAACGUGUUCCUGGUGCCUCUGGAGUACUUCCUGCGUCCCCGUGUUUACCACCAGAGUCACGUGACACGCUGCGGUCGUCACGUGAUUGUUCACUGCUUUGAGUACACGGACCCUGAGGACGGCGCAACGUACCACAUCCGGGGACUGACUGCACGUUGUGCCCUGUUUACCGCCUUAGUGAUUUUGGGGAGAAAACCCUCCUUUGAGGUUGACUUUAAUCUCAGCGAUUUGAUACCACCCUCUGAAGAGUCCUUCCUGAAGCCUCAGAAACAUGCUGUGAGCAAGUUAUGAUUUAUGAGACCAACACCCAAAUGACUCUGAGCAGUGUUCGUGUGGGCUUAGCCACGGAACAAGGAUUCCACCAACUGUUGGAAUUUGACAGGUGCGAAUAUUUUUACUGCAACUUGAAAGUUAAAAACCUUGCCUUUUUCCCAGUUGCCCUCUACUGUCUGAAAAAGCAAGUCUUUCAAAAGUAGAAAAAUGUGUUUAUACUAUUGCAUAGUUUCACCCCAAAUAUGUGUAACAGUACUUUUCUUACAUGUAUAAUAAAAGUGGUCCAGUGGCUAAGACUCUGAGCUCCCCAAGCAGAGGGCCCAAGUUCAAUCCCUGAGCAAAGAACUAGAUCCUGUAUGCUACAACUAAGACCCAGCACAACCAAAUAAAUAAAAUCAACAUUUUAAAAAUAUUUGGUGAAUGUA